UUAAAAAUGGGACGUCGCUCCUCGGACACAGAAGAAGAGAACAAAAGCAGAAGGAAAAAGAAACACCGCAGGCGUUCGUCUUCAAGUAGCUCCUCAGACAGCAGAACAUACAGCCGUAAAAAAUCUGGAAGGAAAUCAAGGUCAAGGUCACGGUCUCGAGAUCUCCAGUCUCGUUCACAUUCUUAUGAGAAAAGACGCAGACACAGAUCGAGCAGUAGUUCUUCAUAUGGUUCUAGAAGAAAACGCAGUCGUAGCCGAUCAAGGGGCAGAGGCAAAUCCUACAGGUCUCAAAGAUCGAGAUCAAAAAGUAGAACAAGAAGAUCACGAUCAAGACCUCGUCAACGUUCUUAUAGUCGAAGUAGUGAAAGAUCCAGUCAUAGGAGAACUCAUAGCGGGUCUCGUGAAAGAGAGCGGCGUAAAGGCAGAGAGAAAGAAAAAAUAAAAGAGAAGGGCAAAGGAAAAGAAAAGGAGAUAUAUGGCACGAAGCAUGGGGACUCUGGAAACAUCAAAGCUGGAUUCGAACAUCUGACUCCUGCUGACCAAGCGAAAGCUAGAUUACAGCUGGUUCUUGAGGCAGCUGCUAAGGCAGAUGAAGCAUUAAAGGCUAAAGAGAGAAGUGAGGAAGAAGCGAAGAAAAGAAAGGAAGACGACCAAGCCACCCUAGUAGAGCAAGUGAAACGAGUAAAAGAAAUUGAAGCUAUUGAAAGUGACUCCUUUGUUCCACAGACAUUCAGAUCAAGUAAAGAAGUCAAAAAGUCAGCAGAGCCUACUGAACUACAGUACGAACCUGUAACUAUCGGAGUGGGAACUGUUGAUGCAUCUGCUCCUGAAAAAGAAGCACCACCUGCCAAUAUCCCUACUGCCAUCAAAUAUCAAGAUGAUAAUUCUUUAGCACAUCCAAAUCUGUUUAUUGAGAAGGCAGAAGCAGAAGAGAAGUGGUUUCAGAGGCUGAUUGCUCUUCGGCAAGAAAGGCUGAUGGGCAGUCCGGUGGCCUGAGUGAACUGCUGUGACCAUCACAUACUAGUUCUCCACGAAUGCUAAGAAAUCCUACCAUGAAAUUGUUUUAUUUUUCUCUUUUGAGGGGAUUUUAACAGUUAGUAUGAGUUGUACAGAGAAUAAAUGUUUCAUCUGAAUGAACAAGAAUGUUCUAUCCUCCGUUUUUCUUCCGAGCUCAUUGCUGGGUGACUUGUAUCGCUGAGCUUCCCACUGUAGAUGGGAAGGCUAUCGGAGCAGUGUAAUUUUCUUUUUUUGUACUGAAUUCCUCUGGGGUGCAAAAAACUUGACCAAAUCAAAAAAAUAUAUAUAACCAUGUAGCAGUUUAAAGAUAAAUGAAAAAAUAAGACUGUCAAAGUUCAGAUUUACCAGCGCUCAGACAGUAGGAGUACAAGCGAUACCGCCCGGGGCCAUUACAUCUUCUGCGGCUGGAGGAGGAUUCAGGGCAAAUGAUAUCGCUGUUAUCUCUUCUUCCUUCCGUUCUGCACUGCGGUAGCAGCUUCUGAAUCCCAAACAUCUGUGGACAGUCUCCUUGCUGAGGGGCUCUGCUAAAUUGAUGCAUAAUUUAGUAACAACAAAUUUGUAAAGUUUUCAGCAGGUUUCAAGAAAUAUUAUUUUCUGAGCAAUUUUAAGCACAUUAAAUUAUUCGGUAAUCUGGAAAAGACAGCUUUCUAUGAACUUUUAAUGGGAAAUAUAAAUAUUAUUGUGUGUAAUGGUACAGACCUUUGUCAAACAAGACUAAUGGCAUACCUAUUUCUGUAUGAAGCGACUGCUUUCAGUCUAUGAAGCUUCCAUUUGUCCAGGUUUGACUUUAAAAUAAUAAAAGAUUAGUCCUAUUGGAACAUAUUGAACUUAUCCUGAGUAUACUUAUAAAAAAAAAUCUGUCCAUCAUCCAACUAAAUGCCAGAAAUCAACCAAAUAAAAUACAAAAGUAUUUCUUCUGAGGUAUCUAGCAAAACUGUGAGAAAACUAUUAAAUAAGUAGAAGACUAAAAUAAGCCCCCCACCUCUGGACAUACCUCAUUGGAAACUACCUGCAUCAGCUUUCCCGUGUGAAUGAAGAAAUUCAUUUUGUGUUGCUUUUCCUUGUUCUCAGAUCUGUGGUGAAAAAAAAAAGUGGAGGAUGAUUCUGGAAAUGUACUUUGGUUGUCUUAUUUUUUUUAGAUCGCUGACGUAAAAGGAAAAAGUAUUAAAUUUGCAUUCUAACGCAUUUUUACGUUUUCUUUAUGAACAGUGUUAGUUUUACUUGGUCCUGCAUUAAAAUGGUUCUCUGUGUUUCAAGACUACCUUGUCUGCAACAAAAGUGGUAAAAAAUUGUUUCCUUUGUUUCAUUUCAGCAUUUUCAAAUGGUAAAUGUUUGUCAUUGUUCUCUCUUCUAAUCUCCUUCUGUGUUUCUUUCAUAGCAAAUAAAAAUUAUUUGAUGUCCAUG
Molecule: messenger RNA, 2421 nt
Organism: Pygoscelis adeliae (Adelie penguin)
Lineage: Eukaryota; Metazoa; Chordata; Aves; Sphenisciformes; Spheniscidae
Gene: RSRC1
Product: arginine/serine-rich coiled-coil 1
Exons: 9
Coding region: 7-996 (329 amino acids)
Biological process (GO): alternative mRNA splicing, via spliceosome
Cellular component (GO): cytoplasm; nucleus
Source: RefSeq, a predicted model, not a curated record